This is a messenger RNA of Mangifera indica (mango), 2719 nucleotides long. RefSeq names its product pentatricopeptide repeat-containing protein At2g13600-like. NCBI's taxonomy places the organism in Eukaryota, Viridiplantae, Streptophyta, Magnoliopsida, Sapindales, Anacardiaceae. Gene Ontology annotation, biological process: RNA modification. The coding region runs from base 150 to 2675 and encodes 841 amino acids. The transcript has a single exon. Gene Ontology annotation, molecular function: RNA binding; protein binding. The record is from RefSeq and is a predicted model, not a curated record.
GGUAAAUUAGCUGGAUCAUAAAAUUUGUGCACAGAAAUUCAAAUGAGUAAAGACUAACACUUGAGCGCUUACAUUACCAAAAAUGAAUGAUUUUUCAGAAGUCUGAUAUGAGACUUUCUGGUCAUUGUACAGGAGCCUAAGCCGAAAUAAUGUCUGCUCAAACUCAAAUAUUGGAGCCAGUAAUUCAGCCAAUUCACCAAUAUUCCGUUUCUGCUCGCAACCCAACCCACCAAUCCAUUCACCUUCACUCACCCCUGACCUACGCCCAUCUAUCCUUCCUUGACAAACCUGUAAAUUCAACUACAUAUGCGUCAGUUCUCGAGUCUUGUAAAUGCCCGAAUUUAGGAAAACAAGUGCACGCACAUGCCAUCAAAACUGGGUUUCGCGGCCACGAGUUUGUGGAAUCCAAAUUGCUGCAAAUGUAUGGUCGGUGUGGUCGUUUAGGGGAUGCAAACUUAUUGUUUGAUAAAAUGCCGCUUAAAAACUUAUAUUCUUAUACCGCCAUUCUUAACUUGUAUGAAGAUGUUGGAUAUUUUAUGGAAGCUGUUUCACUUUUUCAAGAAUUGCUUUUUGAAGACAUUCAGUUGGAAUUUUUCUUGUUUCCGAUAAUCUUGAAGAUUUGCAGUGGUCUUUCUAUGGUAGAACUAGGGAGACAAUUACAUGGGAUGGUGAUAAAAUAUCAGUUUGUUUCGAAUAUUUAUGUAGGUAAUGCUCUUAUUGAUAUGUAUGGCAAAUGCGGAAGCUUAGAUGAUGCAAAGAAGUUUUUGAGUAUGAUGACAGAAAGGGAUUGUGUGUCAUGGAAUUCUAUUGUCACAGCCUGUGCUGCCAAUGGAAUGGUUUUUGAGGCAUUGGAGUUUCUUGAGAGAAUGUCUUCUUCGGAUGAUAUAAUGCCGAAUCUUGUAUCUUGGAGUGCAGUUGUUGGAGGUUUUGCACAAAAUGGGUUUGAUCAGGAGGCCAUAGGGAUGUUUUUUAGGAUGCAAGCAGAAGGGCUGCAACCGAAUGCACAGACUCUAGCAAGCGUUCUUCCUGCUUGUGCUAGAUUACAAAAGCUAAACCUUGGCAAAAAUUUUCAUGGUUUUAUCACACGGCAUGGAUUUAUGUCUAAUCCUUUUGUUGUGAAUGGAUUAAUUGAUGUGUAUAGGAGGUGUGCUGAUAUGGGAAGUGCUUUCAAGUUAUUUUCAAAGUUCUCUGAGAAAAGUAAUGUGUCUUGUAACACAAUGAUUGUUGGGUACAGUGAGAAUGGUAACAUUUCGAAAGCUAGGGAGCUAUUUGACCAGAUAGAGCAAAUGGGUAUCAAGAAAGAUACAAUUUCAUGGAACUCGAUGAUUUCUGGAUAUGUAGACAACUUCUUGUUUUACGAAGCAUUGAGCAUGUUCCGAGAGUUGCUGAUGGAAGACGGUAUUGAACCCGACUCUUUUACCUUUGGGAGUGCUCUUACUGCUUGUGCUGAUAUGGCUUCUUUGCGACUAGGGAAAGAGAUACAUGCCCAUGCCAUUAGUUUGGGUCUGCAAUCUAAUACCUUUGUUGGUGGAGCUUUGGUAGAAAUGUACUGUAAAUGUCAUGACCUAGCGGCUGCUCAGAUAGCUUUUGAUGACGUAAUUGAAAGAGAAACAGCAACAUGGAAUGCUUUGAUCUCUGGUUAUGCCCGCUGCAAUCAAAUUCAAAGCAUUCAAAAUCUUCUGCAAAAGAUGAAAGAAGAUGGCUUUGAGGCAAAUUCUUAUACUUGGAAUGGUAUCAUUGCGGGUCACGUGGAAAAUGGCCACCAUGUUGCAGCUAUGCAGCUGUUCUUCGAAAUGCAGGCUUCAAAUCUGACUCCUGAUAUUUACACGGUUGCAAUAGUCUUAUCUGCGUGCUCAAGUUUGGCCACAAUGGAGUGCGGGAAGCAGGUUCAUGCUCAUUCAAUUAGACGGGGGUUCGACUUAGAUGCUUAUAUCGGAGCAGCCCUUGUGGACAUGUAUGCAAAAUGUGGUAGUUUGAUGCAUGCCCAAUUGGCUUAUAAGAGGAUAUUGAAGCCUGAUUUGGUUUCCCAGAAUGCAAUGCUUACGGCAUAUGCCAUGCACGGACGUGGAGAGGACGGAAUUGCUCAUUUUCAAACAAUGCUAGCCAAAGGCUUUAGACCAGACGAUGUGAGUUUCUUGUCAGUUCUUUCAUCCUGUGUCCAUGCUGGUUCCAUUGAGAUGGGUUGCAGAUUCUUUGAUCUAAUGGAGUUUUAUAACGUGAAACCUUCGGUAAAACACUACACAUGUAUGGUUGAUCUCUUAAGUCGUGCUGGACAGCUUCAUGAAGCUUAUGAUAUCAUUAAGAAAACUCCGGUGACACCUGAUUCAGUGAUGUGGAGUGCUUUGCUUGGAGGUUGCGUCAUUCAUGGCAAUGUCGAGUUAGGGCAAAUUGCUGCAGAGAUGCUCAUAGAACUGGAACCAAACAAUACUGGAAACUAUGUUCUGCUAGCAAAUUUAUAUGCUUAUGCUGCUAGAUGGUCUGAUCUAGUAAGAACAAGACAAAAAAUGAAGAAAGAAGGAAUGCAGAAGAGCCCAGGCUACAGUUGGAUUGAGGACAAAGAUGAGAUACAUGCUUUUCUUGCUAGUGAUAGAUCUCACGAGAGAACAGGUGAGAUUUACAACACCUUGAAUUCUCUAACCCUAAAUAUAAAAACACAAUUUGAAAUUGCUCUGUAAACACAACACUGGCAAGUUAUUUUAUGCAAUGAGACCAUUCUCAA